Molecule: messenger RNA, 5233 nt
Organism: Notolabrus celidotus (New Zealand spotty)
Lineage: Eukaryota; Metazoa; Chordata; Actinopteri; Labriformes; Labridae
Product: protocadherin alpha-C2-like
Exons: 3
Coding region: 156-2600 (814 amino acids)
Biological process (GO): homophilic cell-cell adhesion
Cellular component (GO): plasma membrane
Molecular function (GO): calcium ion binding
Source: RefSeq, a predicted model, not a curated record
GCCCCGCUCCUCCAGCGGUACUGUACCGUGCAUGGCCUACUGCAGCUGCAGCUACAACUCGUGGAGGCAAGAAUGACAGCGGCGCUCCCCUGCAUGAAGACAACCUGAGCGUAAGGAAGGAUAUUUUUUCAUUUCUUCAUUUACAAAAUACCACAAUGAUGGCGCUCUUUGUUGCACCUUUACGGACACGGUUGAUCGUGCCGGUUUUUACAUUCAUGGCAGUGUGGGGAUGCGCGCUUUCCAUCACUCGCUACUCUAUUCCGGAGGAGAUGGAAGAAGGUUCCUUUGUUGCCAAUCUGGCCACCGAUCUGGGUCUGGAUGUUCGCAGUUUGGUGCAGCGCAGCGCGAAACUCGAUGUCAUUCACAGCAAAAAUUACCUUGACAUCAACAAAGAGACUGGGGAGCUGAUAAUCCGCGAGAAGAUAGACAGGGAGAGCAUAUGCAUGACUAAAACCACCUCGUGCUUUCUGAAAAUGGAUGUCAUACUAGAAAACCCCAUUCGUAUUUUUAAUAUUGAAUUAGAAAUCAUGGACAUCAAUGACAACGCGCCGUUGUUUCGUAGGAAGACAAUGCACUUGGACAUUUCAGAGGCAACCCCUCCCGGUGAGAGGUUUUCAUUGACGAACGCAGUGGAUGCGGAUGUGGGGGCGAAUUCAAUCAAAACGUACUAUCUGAGUGAAAGCAAAUACUUUAACAUUGAUAUUCAAACUGGCAGCGAUGGAUCCAAAUAUGUCGAUUUAGUGCUCAGUGGUAAUUUGGACCGGGAGGAGCAUUCAGUCCAUAAUUUGAUUCUAACCGCUGUGGAUGGAGGGGUUCCUCCCCGCUCAGGCACAGCCAGCAUCGUUAUUAAUGUGCUGGAUAUCAAUGACAACGCCCCCCUGUUCAGUCAGCCGGUUUAUGCAGUGAACGUCUCAGAGAACUCGGCUGCAGGGACAGUGGUCAUGACCUUAAACGCAACUGACUUAGAUGAAGGCACAAACGCCCAGUUAGUGUAUUCAUACACUCUGUACACCUCAGAGAAGACUCAGGAGGUCUUCUCUCUUGAUCCAAACUCAGGCGAGAUCAAAGUGAAGGGGGUGAUUGACUACGAAGAGAGUCAGAGUUUUGAGAUGCACAUCCAGGCUCAAGACAGAGGGGCAAACCCACGGUCUGGCCAGUGUAAAGUCUUACUGAAUGUCACAGACCUGAAUGAUAACUACCCAGAGGUGACCAUCAAGUCUGUGAAAAGUUCCCUCACUGAGGAUGUUGCUGUAGGAACGCUGAUUGCGGUGAUCAGUGUCAGGGAUAGGGACUCUGGAGGAAAUGGGGAAGUAGAGCUCUCUUUGAAUCAAGAAAAAACUUUACCGUUCAUUCUAAACAAAUCAUCAGAGGGUUACUUUGAGCUUCUGGUCUCAAAGCCACUGGACAGAGAGUUAAUCAGCAAGUAUGACAUCACUCUGAGGGUGACAGACAAAGGCUCGCCCCCCUUAGCUGAAAAUGAAACCAUUACCUUAGAUAUCCUGGAUAUCAAUGACAAUGCACCCAAGUUCCCCCAGUCCUUCUACACCAUCCAUGUGGUUGAGAACAAUCUACCUGGGGCGUUACUAACAUCUCUCAGCGCGUUUGACCCAGAUCUCAAUGAAAACCAGUACUUGGUUUACUUCAUCAUGGAGAAGGAGAUUGUUAACACGUCCAUGUCAAUGCUGUUCUCCAUCAACCCUGAGAACGGAGACCUAUAUGCCCUGAAGACCUUCGACUAUGAGAGAGAGAGGGACUUCCUCUUCCACAUUGAGGCAAGAGACUCUGGAGUUCCCCCACUGAGCAGCAAUGUUACAGUGCACAUCAUCAUUCUGGACCAAAACGACAACACACCCCUCAUUGUGUCACCUUGGCGGGCCCAGGGUUCAGUCGUAGAGGAGGUGAUACCCAGGUCGACGGAUAAAGGGCACCUGGUUGCCAAAGUGAUUGCAAUUGAUGCAGAUUCUGAGCAGAACUCCAGAGUCACGUAUCAGCUCCUACAGAUCACCGAUUCCACCCUCUUCAGCCUGGAUCAGUACAACGGAGAAAUCCGGACAACCAGGAUGUUCAGCUACAGAGACCCAAGAGUACAGCGGCUGGUGAUUGUAGCCAAAGACAACGGUCAACCUGCUCUGUCUGCCACAGUCACCAUCAAGAUAUCAACAGUAGAACAUGUCUUUUCCUUUUCAGAGACCACAGAGGUGCCCAUAGAGUAUGACUUCACAGACUUGAACCUGUACCUCGUGAUCGGUUUAGGGGCUGUGUCGUUCCUGCUGCUGAUAACCAUCUUGGUAAUUAUCGUGCUCAAGUGUCAGAAACCAAAACCAAAGGCCAUCAAGAUGCCCCCAGCCAACAGGAACAGCGUGAUCAGCAGGAACAGCAUGAUCAGCCAGAGGAGCUCCACCAUCGCAGAUUCCACCCUGAUCUCCAGCGAUGCCUACUGGUACAGUUUGUUCCUCGCAGAGACCAGGAAGGGUAAGGUGGUGGUGAGACAGCCCAUCAUCCCCAAAGGAGCUGGGUACUUUGUGUCCAGUAUACCCAGGAGCAUAGGGCCCAGUGAGACCACAGACUCCAGAGCAUCCACACUGGAGUACUCAAAAUGAAAGGAAGUCCAUUCUACAACUGGAGGGACCCAGAAGAGAACUGCCAUGAUAUAAUCAUCUCUUCAUGGGAGUCUCUGGAUAAAGUUUUUCCCUGUGACUCACAAAAGAAGAUGUAAAACGACUCUCCUCCCACAGUCUCACUGCUCCUUUGAUCCUCCGUACAAACAUCGACCAGGAAUCACCUCAGCUUUCUGCCUUCUUUUCUCUUUAAAGCAUGAAUCUGCAUGAUUCUACAUCAUAUUUGGAUAUAGAAUUAUAAAUCAUUUAAGGCAGGAUAUUUGGACAUACUUCUAGAGUUGCCUCAUGUAGUAAAUCACUCCCUCUUUAAUCUCCUUAAUGGACUUUUUGCCUUUUCUCCAGGGUUUACUCAAUGUGCAGUAGUUCUAGAAACCAUUGUUAGCUCAAAAUCCGUAAGUCAUGCAACAUUUCUUAAGCUAAAGUUCAAGACACGCCUAUUGAAAAUUCACUUAUGAAUCAGGGUGAUUAAGAUUCUUCCAUAACUCUGAUAAAUACUGAGCUGUAGCUGGUUCUGUCACCGAUUCAGGCUUUGCACUUGGUGUUUUUCAUCUUUGAAUAAUAAUUUGUACUGUCUACUGUUACUUGCGGAUGAAAAAACCAAUGAUCUGAUUUUACAUUUCUCAUUUUUUACGAUGUUUGUUGUACUCAGCAGUGAUGAAUGUGUGGAGAACAAAAAAAAAGAAUGAUAGAAAAUUGUAAAACAUAAAAAAUAGGAGAUACAUUAUUUCUCUUUUUAGUUGAUUGUAGAUACUGUAGUUCUAUAACGACGAUAAAGAGGUCAGAGAAGCAAAAAGACUUUUGACACCUUGGCUCACAUCAGGUUUUAUCUUAUAGACAUAUGUGCUCUUACAAAGCAUCUGAAUGGGCUGGCAGCUAUCUAGCUGCAUUGGGGAGGCACAAAUUACACAGCAAUAUGAAAUUAUCUGGAACAUGAUCAUGUUCAAAAUGUAGUCCAUCAGCUUCUUUCAGCCUGCUUCCUCCUACGAGGGGGAGGUGCGUCUUGAGAUCAAAUCUUUACUCAGAGGCAAUCGCACAUCUCAAAUUGGGGCAGGGCCAGAAUGGGCUGCAAGUAAAUCCUUCAAACUUAAUGAAUAUGAUUUUGAAAAUCAGGUGCAAAUGCCAGUUUUACUUCAUUUAAAACAAGAUUUACCUUUUUACAUUUAUAAGCUAUUAACUUACGAGCUAAUCCUGACUGAUUUUAUUAUCUCAAAGUGGGAAUUCUCAUUUGAUCAGUGCACUCAGUGCAAAUCUUAUUAAUCAGUUAAAAAGAAUAAAUUAAAAGGGACAUUUUAAAAAAUAUUUUGUAAUGAUAAAUACUCUGUUUAUUGAAAAGAAUAAGAAUAUUAAAAUGAAUUUAUCUUUGCCACGGUAUAAGGAAAUAUAAGGCCCAGGCAAGGUGUUGUUUUAUGAAACUUCAUGUUUUUAUAGAUAUUUUAUGUAUUAACUUCUUAUGCUGCUUUUGUGAGCUUCUCUAAGGGCAUUUUGUGUUGCAUAUUUGUAGUUUGGUGCGUAUGAUGUUGUUUUGAUAGUGUACAUAAGUCAAAAUAGCAACAAGAGUACUUUUCAUGACCUCAGAGGUAGCACUGUUGUGCUACUGUGAAGCCCAGGACUUUUAAUUUUCUCAGAAACAAGGAGCUUAUUAGGACUGCUCAUUAGGGUGCUAAAUGAUCAAAUGUAAUUGGGUGAGGUAAGGAGACUGGACUGUGAGAAGGGGGAACAUCGUGUUAAUUAUAGCUUCAGUAUUCUGGUGCUGACUCUGCAGUACAAAUAAAAACAACACAUACAGUGCUUAGAAGGUAUUACGCAGAUGAUAGCACAUAUGCAUUGAAUCUAAAUGUGAUAACUGCACCCACUCAGUAAUGCAGCAAGAGGGAAUAUUUCUCCAUGUAUCCAGCUACGUAAUCAGAGUCAGGGAAAUUGAGCCUCUUGUAUCCUCUCUCGCUGUUGCCGAGUGACCAGACCUAAACACAGUCGGUCCUUGAGACUAAGGAUGUCACUUUUGUGUAAUCAAUGUCCAAACCCACCAAUCCCAACAAAGAAUUUAUCUUAAAAAAUUGCACAUACGAUGAGCUCCUUGCGUGCCUUCUGCAUUGUAAAAGAUGUUUGCGACUGUUUAUGAAUGAAGUAAAGGCAUGUCACACAGUAUUACAAAUUACAGUAACCCCAAUGAUUAACUGCUGAAGAGGUGUUAAGUAGGAGCUCAGCCUUUUGGUCUCAGAGUAGAAGAACCAUUAGAUGCAUUUACUGUAAAUCAAACUGCUUUAUACUUUGGGUUUUUUAUACCGUAGACUUUUUUGAUAUCAUCUGUAUUCACUGUGAUCAGAUGGCACAGGAGGUGCUUGUGCUCAGCAUAGUAAAAGUGUGUUAUUUCUUCAUUUGUGUACACAGCUCAGUUUUUUCCUUGGCUAAUUUGCCAGUCAGAUUGUACAGUAUGCCUCGAGAGUUGCAUCAAAACCGUAAUCCAGUUCCAUCUCACUUAGUGGAUCAAAGACAGUAUGGGAGAGAAUGGUCUUGCUUUAUUUUCAAGUCAAGUUAAUUGUCGGAUUUUGAUGUUGCUUAUUUGGCUUCAAUGUUCUGCCUGAUCAUACUAGUUUGAAUAAAGCUUUUUAAUCUGU